Molecule: messenger RNA, 10947 nt
Organism: Python bivittatus (Burmese python)
Lineage: Eukaryota; Metazoa; Chordata; Lepidosauria; Squamata; Pythonidae
Source: RefSeq, a predicted model, not a curated record
UUUCAAUGGAGUUCAUCUGGCAUCUGCUGGACAGUUCAGUGAUUUCUUGGGGAGCAUGGGACCAGCACAGUUUGUGGGUCGCCAGACCUUGGCCACUACCUCCAUGGGAGAUGUGGAAAUCGGAUUACAAGAACGAAAUGGACAACUGGAAGUGGAUAUUAUUCAAGCCCGAGGAUUGACCCCGAAGCCUGGCUCCAAAACUCUUCCAGCGGCAUACAUCAAGGCCUAUCUACUAGAAAAUGGGGUUUGCGUUGCAAAGAAGAAAACUAAAGUGGCUCGCAAAUCUUUAGACCCCCUAUACAAUCAAGUGUUACUUUUUCCCGAGAGCCCACAAGGCAAAGUACUUCAGGUGAUCGUCUGGGGAAACUAUGGGCGCAUGGAACGCAAGUACUUCAUGGGCGUUGCUCGGGUCCUUUUGGAAGAACUGGAUCUGUCUACUUUGGCAGUUGGUUGGUACAAGCUUUUCCCAACCUCUUCAAUGGUGGAUCCUACUACUGCUCCCCUUCUGCGCCAGUCCUCACAGCUUUCCCUGGAGAGUACAGUAGGACCUUGUUGUGACAGAUCUUAAUGAGCAAGGAAGUACUAGGGGUACUGAUUCUAUUUUUAAGAUCAUGAUCUCAAGGUUUUAUUUGCCAGAACGCUGUCCUCAAGUGCAUUGCAUCUUCAAUCAGUCCCUGGGGGAGUCUGAAGGUGAGGAUAGCCAAGUAACCUUGAUGAAAUCAAGAUGGAGGCCGAUGACCUUUCUCCAUCCAAGUAGGAGGAGCUGUGGGGCACAAGUCCUAAUUAUGAAAUGAUACUCAUAAGACACACUUUUCUGUUUUUCAUUUGUUCACUGUCAUCUACACAUCUUUUCUUCAGAUCAAUGUAACAUCUUGAAAUGUUGCAACCAUUUAUUUUCAUUGGGGAAGAUGUUCUUUUUUAAUACUAUUUUACAAAUUUGAAAAUAAAAUGAACUUUUGGCAAUUCUUAAAUCUUCAAAGCAAACAUCUGACCUAAAUAAUGGCAGUUUCAGGGAAACUUUAUGGGGUUUGUAAAUUGUUCUUUUUCCUUUUAAAGAGUGGGGAGUAGGGGGAAAGAACUGCAACUAUUUCUUAGAGGAAGUUGCAUAGUACUAUUCAAGGUACAAGCACCAUUGCUGUAUUUUUUUAAUACUGUGCCAAAUUACCAGCAGUGUCUUCUACUACUAUAGGACUUAGGUCAACAAUACUGCUGAAGCAUUUUUGUGGGAAGAACUAGAAAAGAUUCUAGUUCACUCAGUUGCAACACAGAACAUAGCAAACCACUUAGCUGGAACACUGCACAGAAAUUGCAAAUUGGAAAAUUUGUAGAGAUUAGACUUAUUAUUGGAUAUGAACAUUGUCAACACACAAAGACACACACCAUACCUUACCUCAGCUUUUGCUGUGCUUUUUCUUGUUGUGUCUUCUUAUUCCCACAUUCUAGCCAUGCUUUGAAUUUUCUAAUGCAUAUCUUUUGAUGUGGAAUAGGCUUUGGUUUCAAGGACAAUCGUUUAUUCCACUAUUACAAGUAAAAUUACAAUAUAAAAGGUUUGUUUUAUUUAAAGGGAAGAUACAAGAAGAUGACAUUCCAUUUAUCAUCUGAGAGACGUGUGCAAAGGAUCUUGGGAAGCUACAUUUAACAGAAGCUAAUUUUAUUUGGUCUACCAGUGUUGUGAAGCUACCUGGGGGAAGAGGAGGAGGAGCAGUUAGAUUUUUCCAAAGUUCAGUUGCAGGAAGUGGUAAAGGCAUUUUCACAAGUGACUCUAAAAGCAUCAUGUGGUCUUUGAAAUUAUUUGUGUUCAUAUGUGAAUUAUUAUAAUGCACUUUUGAGUUAGUGGGAGCAGGGAAUAAUUAAAAUUGGCAUUUUAGCUUUCAUGUGGCUUUGUAUGCUUGUACAUAUAGCUGAUUUAUGAGUGAACUUGCCCCACUCAUACAAUAUUCUUGAUUCUUCCAUGCAUCAUUAUACAACUGUACAUGUCCCAGAACCAGCAAAUAAGAGUAUGUCUUCUACUGUGCUAGCUAUACUGAUUCAGAAGGAGAAUUUUUACUUUUUAACAGAGUUACUUUGAAUCAGCAGAAGAUGUGGAACCACUAUUGAAGGAUUACAGAUGGAAUAAUGACUUUCUAACAGGUCACUUGUGAAAAUGCUCUAGUCACUGCAGAUUACCUUUGGGAGAGUUUGAAACUGUAAGAAUAAUAUAAUGUAAAUAUUUUAAGUUAGCCAAUAAAGAAGAUAGCUAUAUAUAUACAAUAUACAGCUAGACAGCAAUUAUCAACAAGAGUUGGUGGUGAUAAUUUAAUUGCUAUCCUAGAUUACCUGGACAUUGUUCUAGAUAAAGGCUGUAGAAUCGCCUUUCCCAACAUGGUCCUCCCCAAAUGUUUAGAUUAUAUGGCCCUAAAUUCCCAAGCAGCAUGAUCAAUGUCCAUAUUUGGCUGGGAAUUCUGGGAUUUACACUUCAACACAUCUAGGAGGUAACAUUUUAAAGAAGACUGCAUCAGAGGCAGCAGAUUUAGAAGGUGUUUCAGGCAGGAUCACAAAUUCUAUUUAGAUUUUGUUAGAUGUUCCUUUUAGUUCCCACUUUAAUUAUUGCUACGUUUUUCUGUUCGAAGGGCAACAGUUGACUUCAUUUCACAGUUUAAGAUGCUAAACUGUGUAUUAAUAUUUAGGAGCCAUCUGAAAAUGGCUUCCUAACCUGUAAUUACAGCACAACGUAGUAAUCAGGGGACACCAAAAUAAGCAUGGCUAAAGCAUGACUAUAGGGGUGCCUAUAGAAUGAAACUUAGACAGAUGUAUGUUAUAUGUAGCAUUUUAAUGGUUUGUGAAAUAACAGCCAAAUGACUGCAAAAUCAAUAGGUCCAAUAAUGAACUCUGCUAGGAAUAAUCUAAUAUAGAUAAUAGAAUACAGGAAUGAUAUUAAUUUUAAGCAUAUUAAAAUCAUAAAAGCUCCAGAGUUUCAGUCUGUCUAAAUCUGUUUUAUUUAUGUGCUUUCCAGAGAAUUUCUUUCCUCGUUCAUAUCAGAGAAUUUCUAUGUACAGACUGAAGGAAGAUAGUUGCAGGGUAGAUGCUGGUCAAAAUAUGUUAUGACUCUUUCAGUUUAUUUUUAAAACACAUUAACUAUACUUCAAGUUGAUAUGUAUUCAUAUUUAUGUAUAGUAAAUAUUAGGCAAUAUUGUACAAUAUCUGUAUGAAUUAGAAUAGUUUAGGUUAGAUUUAGUAGUUGGUAGCCAUGGACUUUUCUAACAAUCUUGUUCUUUAGAAGAACUAUAGGAAACUGAUGCAUUUCAGGAUUGGGAACUGAAGAGCAGCUGUUCACGUUUUAUAAACUCAGAAGAUGUUUUGGUUAUUUAAACCUAUAAAUCUGAUCGAUCAUAUUUUGUAUGUUCAUUGACAGUCGCUGUCAAUUCUUACUGCAAAUUUAAAUAUUUUUAUUCUUAUUUUGCCUUUUAAUCAAAGGAUUCCCAGGAUAAUUAUCAACAAAAUAAAAAAGGCAACAAAAGCUGUAACCGAAAAAGACAAAAACAAAAAACCCAAGGACUCUAGUAAGAGUCUCAAUUAAAUAUAGCAAAAUAGAAGAUUAAGAUUGUUAAAAUUCAGAUCUUAAUGAAUGAAAGCCCUGGGAGCAUAAAAGAGUUUUGCAUGCGUGGGGCAAAAAUCACUGAUAAAAAGCUGAGUGGGACAAAGAUGACGGAGUUUUCAAAAUGUUCUCAUCCUCUGAGAAAUUCCGCCUAUUGGUGUCUUGAUCGAGAAGUACUGUAUACAUUAUGGCUUAUGAUUUAAUAUAUGUAAAUGUAUACCCUGCAUUUGGAAAUCGGCAAUGAAAUAUAAAAUUAACUUACACAGUUGUAGUUUAAACAUUUAUUUACUGUAACGUACAGCUAUCUAACCUGGAAGGUUGCAAACAACAAUUAAUAUGCAAACUUGUACAGGAGGGUACCCAAAGUAGUAGAAUACUAGCUGUAUUGAAAUACUUCUGUUAAUUCAAGCUCAUUUCAGUAUGGGCUUUACGGAUCAGGAUGAAAGCUUGUUCCAAGCCCGCUGAAUAAAACACUUUUAAAAUUAGAUGCAAAUUUCUAUUUGAUCCAGAAUGAUUUGGAAUGCAUUAUUAAGCCAUAUACAUCGUGCACACGAUUGUUUUUAAAUGAAAAAUUAGAAAUUGAUUUAUUGAAAUUCAGACUUUAUGCCCUUUGUAAGCAUGCAAUUCUAUUAACUAGUCUGUAUACAAAUUAUUUGCAAAUUAUCUGAAAUCUGUUGAAAACCAGGCAAGGCUGCUAACUCCUCUGUAAAGCUACAUUAGGGGCAGCAUUAAAGAAAAAUGGUGCAAGUGGGUAAACAGAUUUUAUAGUGCUCCUCAGAGUCAUUUUGUGUGCCCUGCACCUCAAUCACAUGCAGAGCGGGACAGCAACAGUCACAAGCAGUAGUUUGCACGUCUCGGCCAGGUCUAUGGAUCCUCUAGAAGAGAGUAUGGCUCUGCGCCUGGGUGGGGCAGGCCACCUGCUAGCCCUCCAUCAAAGUAGCAUCACAACUCAGGGCGAGGCAGGGCCAGUUUUCAGUGCUACUUUGCAGCUAUUCCAUGCUGUGGUGUUAUUGGGCAUAGCAUAGCUCCAUCCCAUAUGGAGCAUCUGCACCAUCUGAGCUGGGAUGGUGCCAGCUGCAGGGUGGUUUGGCUUGCCCCACCCCGGUGCAGAGCAGUGCUUUCUUCUAGUGACUAAGGGAGGAUCUUCCACCUGGCCAGGAUUGGCAAGCUGUUGCCCUGCUUCCAGCCAUCACUUUCCUAUUGCGUGUGCGAGAAAUGGAUGGCAGCAAAUGAACCAGAUGGAGUUUCUUGUACGAGGCUGGGCAUGGAGUCCUGGGAAAAUCCAGAUUCAGUAUGCCAUUUGUGGGUACAGUUUGGAUUUUGCCCACUGCAUAUCAAGGCCUUUUCAGUUUUCAGAAUGGGGCACCCCUGGCAUCCAUCUUUAAGACACGUUGGUCCUGGUUUUGCAAAUGUUUGAACUUGUGCUAAAUGGGGGCAAUGUCAGCUCAUAGUUUCAGCGAAAUAAUAAAGUUAUACUACUACAGCAGACCCAGAAAUGAUAUCAGCAGAUUGUUUUAAUGCAGGCUGCAGGUAUUAAGUAACACAAGAAUUACAUUUAAAAACUGCCUUGAAAGUGUUUUUCCAAUUUUGCUCAUUGCAAUUGAAUGGUUGGGUUUGGGACUGUUACUGCUUAGAACCGUGUUUCUCAAUGUCAGCAAGUUUAAGAUGUCUGGACUUCAGCUGGGAGUUGAAGUCCACAUAUCUUAAAGUUGCUGACAUUGAGAAACACUGGCUUGGAACUAUUUUGUGCUCUGAUGUUCUAAAUUAGCUAUCACUAUGUCCUCAUCAUCUGCCAGAGCGCACAGCCUCCAGGUAUUCCUUAUACAGAAGCAGCCAAAUGGUGUGCACACUUUUACACACUGUUUUUGUUUGUUUGUUCGUUUAAGGAAUUUAUGUUUAAUAGCACCACAUGAUACUAUUCCUUUUCUUCAUUUUUGACUUACUAGAGAUUUUUGUAUCACUGUAGGAAAAAGCUUCAAGGUUGCAAUCUUGAAACUAAUAAACUAGUCCUCAUGUGAUCCUGGUGAGAAUUGGAGGGAGACCUCUGAUCUAUAUCAAAUGCCUUAUGUGUAAUCUAGUCCUUGAUGGUUCAGAGAGAGAAAGAGAAAACAAGAGGGGGAAAUGGAAUCUCCAUAGUGCAAAUAUUAACCAGUUGAUUUAUUGUAGCUGGAAGCAGAAAUAUUUAAUGUAUAUUUCCAAACAGUAGCCAAAAAUGGUAAUUAUAUUAGCCUAGUAGGGUUUUUUUCUAAAUCCAAUCCUUGCAAUUUUAAGCCUUACUGCAUGGCUAGAUGCAGGAAUUUUCUGUUGAGAGCUGCUAAGCCUAAUUUUAAAAAAUAUAUGAAAUAUGAACAGUGGUGUAAUAAGGAGGAGGCAGGGGGAAAGGAAAGCAGAAAGAUGUGGUGGUUACAGCCACAGAACAGAAAAUGAUGGGUGCCUCAUCACAGAUUGAUGGGUGGAGAACAUCUAAACAUUUCAAACAAUAGAAAUAAACUUUUGUGCUUGAAAAUGACAUUGUAUUUGCAUAUUUACCACGUGUGUAGAUUGCCCAUUCCACCCACUCCUUUGGUGAUUAUUCCUAAGCAGGGACAUCCUGACACCCUGAGAUCAAAACAAAAUUUCAAGAUGGCAGCCACGACCACACAAAGUCCCACCGUGAAGUCCUGCAGUUGCAAUGCAUGUAGGAAAAAGGGGGGAAAGCCUUCUAAGCUUAUAGACAUUUUUUUAGCCCCUUCUCAUCCCUACUAUUCAAGCCAAAAGACUGCCCCUGAAGAUGGAGAUAUUAUAGAAGUAGUAUUAUUAAUAGUGACAAAACUCUGUCAUCAGAAGGAAUUAGCAUCUCACACAGAUUUGUGCAAGAUUCUGACCAUUAUUAUAAACAUGAAUGGAAAGGCAUCCAGCUAAUUAUAAUUAGGUGCAGUUUUUCUUCAUCUGUAUACACCUGUCAACAGUUGAGCUAUACCAAAUGCAUUUUUUUUUUAACUGGGAGAGACAAAGGUGGUGUAGAAAUUUGCAAGGAUAAAGAGUAAAGUGAUAUCAAUACAUUUUUCCAUAAGCCCCUUUUCACUAAAGCUCAGACUAAGCCUUUUUCCAUUUGGGUGAUAUUGUCCUGUACCACAAUACGAUCUACCAUGAUAUGGUCUAAAAAUACGAUCUUGUCUUGAUAUGCAAACAAGAAGGGUAUUUUUUCCCCCUCUCCAUAUAUAUCAACACAGCAAUUCUUGAUACUGAGCUGGAGUUUUCUGUAGCCUGUCUAAAAUCUCAGGAGCUAAAGAUCUAAUUUCUGCCAUUUGAGCUUCGUAAAGUCAGUGUUUAGCAUGUUAACCCUGCUGUCUUGCUGUUUUUCAAAAGUUUAGAACAUAUUUUUAUCUGACCGUAACAUUUAAUUAUCACUUCUCUAAUGUGGAAGUGGUUGCUUUGUUUGAAACAAUCAAUCAAUUUGUAUUGUUUCUGUACUCAUGUUUCCUAAAAUUCUCCUUAUUGAGAGGAACUAUUUUAUAUCAUUUUUACACACACACACACAAAGCUUUGUUCUUUGAUUUAAUCAUUAUAAAAGCUAUGACUGCUAGGAGAAAAAAAAAUGAUUUUCUCACAUACCAACUUGAGAACAAAACAUUGGCUCUAAAAUCCAUUCCUCUUUUCACGUGAGUGAUAUAUCCGUAGUUAGUUCUUUAAAAAUGUGUAUUUUUAAAAAGAUCUCUAUCGAUGCCACAUCUCCCUUUAAUUCUCCAUCUUCCUAAUGGUAGAAAAAGAGAAACUUAGAUUUUUCAAGAGUGAAAGGAUCUGUCCAUAAGAGUAGAUGCUAACAGUUCUCAUUGCACAGGAUGCACCCAGGUUCAGACUAGAAGUCGGUUUUUGAAAGAGGAAACUGAAUCUGGAUUUCCAGUGCCUCAAAAUAUCUGAUUAUUCUUUGUAAGUAGAAUUGCUUUUGAAGAUCAGAGAUAAAACAAAAUCCAGACUGCUAUAGUUCAACCCAUAAUUUCUAGCUCUGGGAUGAGAGUUCCGAAGAAAGAAAAUAACAAAUCAUGAAUGGCUUUGUUGUGUAUAUAAUGCCUUUUUAAUGUUUCUAAUACUGGAUCCCUUAUAAAUGUACUGUUUAAAAGGUAGUCAUAAAUUAAUGUAGAGAAUGAAAUUUUGUAGAUGUUGAGGCAGUAAGAAUCUCAGUGUAAGCAUGUGUAGUAGAAUCCAUCUUAGACAGCAGGGCAACUUUUUAAAUGAAAUACAUUUUAAGUUAGUUUAUUACAGGCUAUUUAAUAAUUUUGACAUGUCACUGGAGAAAUAUGUUCUUUAAAAACAAAAAAAAUGCUGUAUUUUUUUUUUAACAGAGGCUAUAAUUUAAUCUUUUUUUUUUAAACAGAAAAUGUUUUAUGCUCUUGGUAUAAUGUAUAUUAAUUCUUUUUCCUUAUCCAUGGAAACAUGUUUAAAAGCCACUAGAAAUAAAUGGAUUACAAGAUCAUCAUAACUGAUUUGUCCCACUGAAUUAAAAUGGAACUUCAGCACAACUAAUAAUUUAACGUUGAAAGACUUUAUUGGUUUAGUAUUAGAUAAUCUACAGUAUGUUAUAAUUUAAUCAUUUUAAUCUGGGAAUGCAGAAAUAUGUAAAUAGCUACCAGGAAAUCUUCCUAUAGAAAUUUCACUUGAAAUUAUAAUUUAGUAUUAUUAAUAUUGUGUAAGAAUAUUUGCAAUUCUUUAUUAAAUCACUGCUAACAAUCUUAAGAACCAAGCCUUUCCUGAAGGAAUCGAUGUUGUAUUUUGAAGAUGAGAAAGAAAAAAAAAAACCCACUUUGCUAGUUUGUCCUAAUCCUAUAUCCUAUAAACAACACAAAGUCUUUUUUAUAAAGAGUUUAAAUAGUCUUACAAGCAAUAACAUUUUUUUUUUUUUUUUUGGUGUGUAUUGGUUGCGAUGUGCAGAUGGCAGUACAUGGACAAGAAUAUACAAUGACAGACUUAGUUCUUUGGGAUUUCAGCUCUGGAAUAGCCAUAUUAACCAUGAUCUUUUAGGUGUGUUUUUAGUAAUGGAGACAGUGCUUUGCCAACAGUUUAAUUCUCAAAUUACUUGUGCAAGCAAAUCCAUUCACUGACCAUAACAUUUCUGUAAGUUAACUUUCAUGAUACAGGGUUCAAUAUCAAAUUUACAGAUGUGUCAACUUUUCUAGUUUGGAGAUCAUUAACAUUUGUCAUUGUUAUUCCAGGCACUGCCACUGCCAAAAUGUGAACUCUGAAUUUGAUAGCAGUACUGCCCCCUCUAAUGGCCUAUUUGGCAAAUAUUCCUCAUUGGAAGAAAUAGGAGCAGUGCAUAUAUUUUUUUCCCUGAUAUAUAUUCCAAUAAUAUUUCUAACAUGACACCAAAGCAGAGAAAUACAUGCACCUUGAUAAACUGCAAGCAGGAAUCAAUGGCCAAACCUGCAAAAAUUGGCUGGUUGUGUGUAUUUUCACAAAAUUGCAAAUAAUCCCUGGGAGCUUUUACCUAAGGCUUCUGCCAAAUGACAGUGGCAGAAUCUACUUCACUGUUAAAUAGCAUCCAAAAUAAAUCAGCCCAGUUUACAAAAUAAAUAUUAUUCUGCUCCAUCCAGUGCCAAAUGAGAUUGCUGUAGUGCAAUCAGAAGGGAAGAAAAUGAGCAAGCAAAAUCUUACAGAAACUUUCAAGAUGGUAAAACAUUUUUUUUCCUUGUGCUAAAAUUUAGCUCAGGUAGCCCUAUUUUUGGCAAUCCCAUGGAAAAUUAAAUACCUUUGUGCUGAUUAUAAACUUAUUUAAUCACCAGCUACAUUUAGAGUGCCAAAUUUAAAAUAGCUGUCAGGGAAUCAUCAUUCUGGGGCCAAAUCCAUUUCCUUGCAUGCUUUCAUCUGCCAUCCCCAGAGGCAAAACAGAAAAGUAGAUUGUUAUUCCCUGACUAGAAAAAUUUACCACUUUAAUGCCAAGGCCUUGCCUGAAAAGACAUAUUGUAUAUACAGUAGUUAAAUCAUGGAAUUCACCAUGAUAAAGUGAUGGCUGCCAACUUAGGGCUAGAAUAUAAAACUAGCUACAAUACCUGCCUCAGCUUGCUUCUGCUGAGGAACAAGAGUAGAGGGGCCUUGUCUUCAGAUUGCACCUUUGGCCACAGUGGGAAACAGAAUAUAAAAGAGAAAGCCCUUUUUUAUAAGAAUCAUUGUGGCAAUGGAUGAAGCAGCCAACUAACUUAGUAAGCCUUGACCAGUUUGAUUAUUAUACUGUUUUAAGCUAAUGUAUAGGAAGUGGUAUAUAAAUGUUUUAAACAAAUAAACGCUGUAUAUGUUCCCUUUGCACAGCAACUAAAACAGGAAGUGAUGGAAAGCUUGUGGAAUUCCUAUGUAGUGAAUGAGAACAUUAGAUCAUCCAGUUUAAACAAAAACUCUCCAAAGUUUCUGACAGGGGCAGGAGAAUUUGUGUGUGUGUGUGUGUGUGUGUGUGUGUGUGUUUAAUCUGGAGAAACUAGUGAUGAAUCUGGAAUUGCUUAUACGCAAAGGAAGUUUAAGCCAGAGUACAUUUGUUUAGUAAAAUAGCAUGCCCAGAACCAAAAUAAACUAAGAGGGAUGACUCUUGAAGCUAUUUGUUAUGUCUUACGUUUGUCUCAUAAUGAAAUUUUUAGGGGUGUUACUUUUAUGACUAGUUCAACAUCCUAAAGUUGAUCAAUAUUGAACAAGCAUCCAGAAAUCUAAGUUGCUCAACCCAUGCAGUUAUAAUUAUGUAUUAUAAUUUUCUCCCUUUCUGUUUUUUCUCCCCAAAAUGAACAUUAAGUAUGGUUAUAUAGCCAAGAAGGACUUCAAGAUGAUAAAAACUCAUAUAUGGAAGGGUCAUUGCUUUCAGUGGGACUUGAUUAAGUCCAACUUUGUCUGCAUUGUACACAAUAGCUCUAGGUGUGAAGUCUGUUAAAAUUUACCAUGUAGAAGGAUAAGAUCUUGCCAGUCAUCUAGUCUGUCCUUCCCUGGUCAAGGUAGGAUAUGUCAUGUCCAUCAGCAUGCUUAGCUUGUGUUAGAAUUUAACAACUAGCACAAGAGAAUCCCAGCAGCUGAGCAAAUAAAACACUUAGGCUACAAAGAAAUUUGGUCUGUUUUAUCACCCAUUUGCAACCACACUACACAGCACAAGCUCUCCUCCAAAUGACCCAGUCCACUAACUUCUACUAAUAAAUACGAUUAAAUUUUUACUAAGGUGCAUGUAUUUCCCUGGUUGGAAUCUUCUGUAGCAGAUUGCUCUGUUCACAGUAGCAGUGCUGUACAUGUGGCAAAGUGUGAUUUCGCACAUAGUGUCUGGCACCUUAAUGUUGGAUACUGUUUUUUGUCUUUAAGGGAAGAUUCUGAUAUACUGUUUUCUUUGUUAAUUUUAUCUGGCAAAUACACAAUGGUUGGGUAAUUUACAA